UGACACCGGCCCCCUUUUUCAGUACCAAGGACAGAUCCAUUUCUUUGCAGCACCUGACUCUUCAAGGGCUUCGACUUGUUGACUUCUUUCGGGAUACAUGCAUUCUGAGGCAACGCCAUCAGACUACUAACCACAGAAAAGUUGUACUUUUAAUGAGUUGUUCCUGACCUGCUGGAUGCGCAGACUGUGAAGUUUAAAAUUUCUCUGGAUUCUAAAACCCUUUGUGUGUUUCAGGUGCAAAGCAAGGCAAACAAACAUGGAUGUUCUCCCACUUGAAGACCAGAGCAACAUUCAGGCAUAAGAGGAACGACGAGACACGGCAAUCAGUAAUCAGGCCCUCGCCCACUCAAGUAGACCGAGCAUGGCAGCGUGGAGCGAAGAGAACCUCUCUGGACCGCACAGGUCAUCGUCCAGGGCCCCCCGCCGGUGGCUCCUCCAGCUCCUGCUCCUCGUCCUGGUCCUGCUGGUCCGCGACGCGCUGUCCAGCCCCAGGCUCACCCCGGCCGAGGCCGGCAGCGCCAAGCGGGAGAUCAUCAUCAAGGGCGACGUGGUGAUCGGCGCCCUGUUCCCGGUGCACGAGAAGGGCGACGGCGCGGAGGACUGCGGCAAGAUCAACGAGCACCGCGGCAUCCAGCGGCUGGAGGCCAUGCUGCUGGCGCUGGACGAGAUCAACCAGGACAGCCGGCUGCUGCCGGGCCUGACGCUGGGCGCCCACAUCCUGGACACCUGCUCCAAGGACACCUACGCGCUGGAGCAGUCGCUGGAGUUCGUGCGCGCCUCGCUCACCAAGGUGCACGAGACCGGCUUCAUCUGCCCCGACGGCACCUCGCCGCAGAAGGACGACAUCCUGGCCAUCUCCGGCGUCAUCGGAGGCUCCUACAGCGACGUCUCCAUCCAGGUGGCCAACUUGCUUCGUCUCUUCCAGAUCCCCCAGAUCAGCUACGCGUCCACGAGCGCAAAGCUGAGCGACAAAUCCCGCUACGACUACUUCGCCCGCACCGUUCCGCCCGACUUCUACCAGGCCAAGGCCAUGGCGGAGAUCCUGCGCUACUUCAACUGGACCUACGUGUCCACGGUGGCGUCCGAGGGCGACUACGGCGAGACGGGCAUCGACGCCUUCCAGCAGGAGGCGCGGGCGCUGCAGAUCUGCAUCGCCACCUCGGUGAAGGUGAGCCGCUCCAUGAACCGCUACAGCUACGAGAACGUGAUCCGCUCGCUGCAGCACAAGGCCAACGCCAAGGUGGUGAUCCUGUUCACGCGCAGCGAGGACGCCCGCGAGCUGCUGGUGGCGGCGGCGCGCAUGAACGCCACCUUCGUGUGGGUGGCGAGCGACGGCUGGGGCGCGCAGGACAGCGUGGUGCGCGGCACCGAGACCACGGCCGACGGCGCCUUCACCAUCGAGCUGGCGUCCUACAACAUCCGCGAGUUCAAGGACUACUUCACCAAGCUCACGCCGCACGGCAACCAGCGCAACCCCUGGUUCCGGGAGUUCUGGGAGCACCGCUUCGGCUGCCGGCUGACCGAGCCGGGCUGCGCCAUACGGAGCCUGCGCGACGGCGCCUUCCAGCAGGAGUCCAAGAUCAUGUUCGUGGUCAACGCCGUGUACGCCAUGGCCCACGCGCUGCACAACAUGCGCCAGGCCGUCUGCCCCAACACCACCGGACUGUGCGACGCCAUGAAGCCCGGCACCGGCAAGAGGUUCUACCGGGAUUUCAUCCUCAAGACCAAGUUUGACGCCCCGUUCAGACCAGCUGACAACGACAACGUAGUCCGCUUCACCUCCACCGGAGACAGCCUGGGCCGCUACAACAUCUUCCACUACCACAUGGAGGACGGCAAGUACGUCUACCGCAAGGUGGGCUACUGGGCGCAGAACCUGGUGCUGAACACCAGCCAGGUGCCGUGGGCCAACGGCGCCAUCCCCACCUCGCAGUGCAGCGACCCGUGCCAGCCCAACGAGGCCAAGAGCAUGCAGCCGGGCGACGUCUGCUGCUGGAUCUGCAUCCCGUGCCAGGCUCACCAGUACCUGCUGGACGAGUUCACCUGCGAGGACUGCGGCUUCGGCGAGUGGCCGCUGGCCAACCUGACCGGCUGCUUCGAGCUGCCCGAGGAGUACAUCCGCUGGUCGGACGCCUGGGCCGUCGGGCCGGUGACCAUCUCGUGCUUCGGCAUGCUGUGCACGCUGGCGGUGGCCGUGGUGUUCCUGCGGCACAACGACACGCCGGUGGUGAAGGCGUCGGGCCGCGAGCUCUCCUACAUCCUGCUGCUGGGCGUGUGGCUGUGCUACGCCGUCACCUUCAUCUACAUCGCCAAGCCGUCGGCGGCCGUGUGCACGCUGCGGCGCCUGGGCCUGGGCACGUCCUUCGCCGUCUGCUACUCGGCGCUGCUCACCAAGACCAACCGCAUCGCGCGCAUCUUCGGCGGCGUGCGCGAGGCCGGCGCCCAGCGCCCGCGCUUCAUCAGCCCCGCCUCGCAGGUGGCCAUCUGCGCCGCGCUCAUCUCCUGCCAGCUGGCGGUGGCGACGGGCUGGCUGCUGGUGGAGGCGCCCGGCGUGCGCAAGGAGGUGGCGCCCGAGCGCCGCGACGUGGUCACGCUCAAGUGCAACAGCAAGGACUCCAGCAUGCUGGCCUCGCUGGCCUACAACUGCGUGCUCAUCGGCCUGUGCACCGUCUACGCCUUCAAGACGCGCAAGUGCCCCGAGAACUUCAACGAGGCCAAGUUCAUCGGCUUCACCAUGUACACCACCUGCAUCAUCUGGCUGGCCUUCCAGCCCAUCUUCUACGUCACCGCCAGCGACUACAGGGUGCAGACCACCACCAUGUGCAUCUCAGUCAGCCUGAGUGGCUCCGUGGUGCUGGGCUGCCUCUUCGCCCCCAAGGUCCACAUCAUCCUCUUCCAGCCGCAGAAGAACGUCGCCAGCAUUAGGUCUAAGGUCAUCAAGGUCAACACCGCUGGCUCCAACUACUCCCAAGCUUCAGCCCCCACCCCUGUGCCGACCGUCUGUAACGGGAGGGAAGUAGUGGACUCCACCACAUCUUCCCUGUGAGCCAGAGAGGAGGACAAGGUGGCGUGCGCACACAAACACACACACACACACACACGCACACACACACACACACACACACACACACACACACAUACACACACACACAACAACAACAACAACAACAACAACAACAACAACCGUCUUCUGAUGGCCUGCUGUGCGGAUGCAUGUGGAAGCCUGAAGUCUGGAGACACCCUGUGUUUUUGGAGGGCGCCGAGCAUAAUCUCUGAGCUCAUCACUCUCUCUCUCUUUCUCUAAAAGACUUGCACGCCAGAAUAAAGCUAUGGAGACAGCUAGCCUGUCGCUACUAAGUAGGCUACUAAGACAGCAGCUAUCAAUGUGACUAUAAUGGACUAAAUAAUAAGGUACAGCCCUAACAUGUGUAGUUUUGACAUGUACUUUUUUUUGUGAAACACUGGGUUACACAAACUUGAAAAAAAAAAAAAGAAUAUACAGUGAAAAAAGAAAACACUAUUUAGGUUGUUUAUAGAUUCCGCUGGCUUGAUGUAAACAGUCUUAUCCUAUGAAGAGGCAUGCAGUGGUGUAGUGCUGUGUUGGCUAGGCAUUUAGCUAACCAUGUGGACCGCUCCUGUCAUUGUUAUAUUAUUACUUAGCAUCCUGUAUCGCCAUAGAACUUUCCAUGUCACAUCUCCUGUGGUCAUUGCAAAGGCUCUAGUGCUGUAGGAGUCUCUGUAGUGGUGUAGAUUAACAACAGAGUUUUUGGGGCUCUGGUUGAAACGAAGCUGCCAUGUGAGGAGGACGCCCUACGGAGUGAGGGCAGGGGUGGACGUGUCCCCCAGGCCCCCCCCGUCCCCACACACACACAACGUAUCCCUCAAUGGGUGCUCCCUCCCAAAGUGCUGUGAAUCAAAUGACCUUUUGUCUCUUCCUGUUGAAUUAAUGUAGACCAGAGGAAAUUAAAACUAUAUCCAACAGUAGGCUGUUUUUCUUCUUUUGACAAAGUUAAAUGAAAUAUGGAGGUUACUUGUGUUUUUUUUUUCAAGUGUAGGCUAUAUAAUGUUUCAGCAUAGAGUUCAGUGAUUAAGUCAGUGCUUUUCUUGUAAUUUAAAUUGUAAAUAAACUUUUUUAAGUGAA
Sardina pilchardus (European sardine) is the source of this 4141-nucleotide messenger RNA. RefSeq names its product glutamate receptor, metabotropic 2b (gene grm2b). Gene Ontology annotation, molecular function: group II metabotropic glutamate receptor activity. The record is from RefSeq and is a predicted model, not a curated record. Gene Ontology annotation, biological process: regulation of synaptic transmission, glutamatergic; G protein-coupled glutamate receptor signaling pathway. Bases 362 to 3046 code for a protein of 894 amino acids. The transcript is spliced from 7 exons. Gene Ontology annotation, cellular component: plasma membrane. Lineage: Eukaryota; Metazoa; Chordata; Actinopteri; Clupeiformes; Clupeidae.